AUGAACGUAGUGCUUCAGACACACGGGGCGAAGCAUAUAUACAAAGUACCAGAAGGACUAAGGGAAUUGUGCACUGAUAUCUCUCGGGAAGUUCUUCGUUCCCAGCCAGCCAAUUUAAUCGCCUUUAUCGCCGAAUACGUGGAUACGCUUCUGAUCACACGCGAAAACACGAAAGUUGCGGUUAAAGUGGUAAACAACAUUUUACUUGAGAGCCAGGCCAUUCUGUGCAUACUUUACCGGACUGGUUUCACUUUGGAGCAGAUCGCAGUCGCGGCUCCGCGGAUCCAAGUGAAUUUUAUUAAAGCAUUCCGCGAGUAUUUGGACGAGGUUGACACGCAACCGGUACAGGCAUGCGAAGAUCCAACCUGCGACGAAAAAUCUAUGAUAUCGAUACGAGAUAUUCUAGAAGCUACAGGAGCUGUACGAGAAGAUGCAGAGCGUGCUGCCACAGUGAUACAAGCUGCGUUUCGUGGCCAUUACGAGAGAAUGGUGUUGAACGAAGCUGAAGGGAAGAUUCAGUGGCAAAGAGCAGUGGGGAAUACGCUGGACAUCCUGAGAAAAGCUGGUGCCACGCAAGAGGAAAUUUCUAAAGCCGCAAGACUCGUAAAAUUUGCCUAUCGCGGAUACUACACUAGAAGAAAUCAGAGGAUCGACGCUCGUAAGAUUGUAAUCGCACGUCACGAUCGUGAUAUCACGAGUUGUUGACUGUUGAUGUUCGCAGCGGGAACGGAAGAAGCGCCUCUGAAGAAGGAUGAACGUAUACUCGAACCCGUGGAAGCUGUUCAAGCGGUCGCUUGGAUGGAAAUGAUGUACCAAGACUCUGGAUUAACAUUGGAAAAGGCCAACGAGGCUGCUGCAAUUAUCCAGAGAGCUUACAAAGAAUAUCGUGCGAGAAGACGAUGCUACGACGUGCAACAAUUGGUGACAACGCAGACAAUGGUCGCUGAAGCUGUCGUCGAUACGGUACAUCGCAAGAUUUUUGAAAAGAUCACCUCACGCCCAGACAUCCCCACUGAAUAUGGCACUCGCGAGGAAAUGAUGGCCACGAGCACGCAACUUCAGAUUACUUUCAAAGAACAUAUGAGGAUGAGCCGCUUAAUAAAAGAAAAUGACUUAAAACCUAGCGAAUACGAGGAGGACGAGGAAGAAUACGAAGAGCAAAAAGACGUGGAGGAAGUUGUGCCUACUGAACCUGCGCCCAAACCUAAAUAUCGCCCGGUAGAACCACGAGUUCUACCAUCGAGAACAGAAUACAGGGAAGAACCAUUGACAGAAGAAGAAAAAGAAGAAGAAGAAACGGAAGAACUGCAAGCGACAGAAACUGAAAUUACGGAGCCGUUGACCGUAAGUCCGGAUUUACAAACGGAACCCGAAACAGAGCGGUCAGAACUCGUCGACGAAAUCGAGGAAGACGAAGUGCGUGACACGAAAGAAGAUGUAGUAGAGGAAAAAGAAGAGGAAGAAGAAAAGGAAGCAGAGAAGGAAGAAGAGGAGGAAGAAAAGGAAGCAGAAAAGGAAGAAGAGGAAGAAAAAAAGGAAGCAGAGAAGGAAGAAGAGGAAGAAGAAAAGGAAGCAGAGAAGGAAGAAGAGGAGGAUGAAGAGGAUGAAAAAUUAGAAGAAAAAGAAAGGGAAGAGAAGGAGGAAGAGUAG
Messenger RNA from Bombus huntii, 1650 nucleotides. Its product is annotated as FK506-binding protein 5-like. The transcript is spliced from 12 exons. The record is from RefSeq and is a predicted model, not a curated record. Gene Ontology annotation, molecular function: protein binding. NCBI's taxonomy places the organism in Eukaryota, Metazoa, Arthropoda, Insecta, Hymenoptera, Apidae.